This is a messenger RNA of Amphiprion ocellaris (clown anemonefish), 1353 nucleotides long. RefSeq lists its product as uncharacterized. Gene Ontology annotation, biological process: positive regulation of ERK1 and ERK2 cascade; T cell activation; interleukin-15-mediated signaling pathway. Gene Ontology annotation, cellular component: external side of plasma membrane; membrane raft. The transcript is spliced from 7 exons. Bases 70 to 978 code for a protein of 302 amino acids. The record is from RefSeq and is a predicted model, not a curated record. NCBI's taxonomy places the organism in Eukaryota, Metazoa, Chordata, Actinopteri, Pomacentridae. Gene Ontology annotation, molecular function: protein tyrosine kinase binding; MHC class II protein binding.
UGUGUUUAAGAAGCUCCAGUUUAGAGACUUUCAUGAGAAGCAGAGAGAAAAGAGAGACGGAGCGGACUGAUGGUGGAAAUUAGAUGGAAUAAAAUGUUUCUUCUAUUGAUGCUGGUGCUUCAGUUCAGCGGAGCUCUGACCAGACAGCUUGACCUCUCCUCCAUUGUCAGAGAGGGACAUAAAGCCACUUUGUCUUGUGAGAAUGUCGUUGAUGAUCAUCAUAACUGUGACAAAACCACCUGGAUCUUCAGUAAUUCAAAAAUACCAUUAGCAGUAGAGCUGGUUACUCUUGGACAAAUUAAGAAUAAGACCAACAAAGACAGACUGAAUGUUACAGCAAAUUGUUCUCUGGUUAUAAAGAAAGUUACAGUUGAGGAUGCUGGUCAUUACUCCUGCAGACAAUAUAUAUCAGAGAAACAACGUGGUGAAGAUGCUUGGGUUGAUCUGUCUGUUGUUACUGUGACUGAACAUAAAGACACUGAUCUGGUGACUCUAAACUGCUCUGUGACGACAAAUAGACAAUGCAGACACACAGUGAAGUGGCUUUUUAAGGGUCAAGCUGUGGAUAAUGACAACCCAAACAUAAAGACAUCCCAGUCUUCCUGCUCUGUUACUGUGAGCUUUGUGAAUAAUUUUGUGGGAUCAUCAAUACCAUAUCAUGACUUGUUUAAAUGUAGUGUAUCUACAGAGACUAACAAAGAGCCACUGACCUUCAGUCUUCAUCCAUCAGGUGAGGACACAAAAACAAAAACAACAACAACUGCAAACAACCGAAGAGGUGAUACAACAAUGACAGGACCUGCAAUUGAGGAUGCUACAGCAAAACUACACGGUCAGUGGAGGAUCAUCAUGGUGCCGUUGGGUUUAGCUGCACUAAUAACAACUACUGUGGCCAUCAGCAUCUGGGCAAGAACUAAAGGGACAAAAACACAGACGGAUGGAAACAGGGUGUGUAAUGAUGAAGAUGAUGGACUUUGAUCCUUCGGCUUCUGUUCAACUCCAUUGAUCAACAUCUUCUUACCAUAUGUUUGGAGGAGUAGUUGGCUGUUUUAUUAGAUUUAUUCAUUUCAGACCAGCUGAUUUAUUGAAUCUCUCUCCUCAGCAGUAUGUAUUUCCUCAUUAGUCCCUCAGUAUAUAUACGACUGAUCCACCAUCAGACUGGGUUUGUGCACUUUACCAGAACUUUCCAGCAUUCAGAGCCUGUUUGUUCUUUAUUUUUGACCUCAGCAUGUAAAUAUGGAACUUGGAGUCUGUUUUCUUUGGUGACAACAUUCAGCUCUACUGUGUGUUUUCUGAGUAUUUUUUUCUAUGGAUGUUUUGCUUCUGCUGAAAAUAAACCUUCCCUCUGUUGAA